Diaporthe amygdali is the source of this 2235-nucleotide messenger RNA. RefSeq names its product Magnesium transporter NIPA2. Lineage: Eukaryota; Fungi; Ascomycota; Sordariomycetes; Diaporthales; Diaporthaceae. The transcript has 4 exons. Gene Ontology annotation, molecular function: magnesium ion transmembrane transporter activity. The coding region runs from base 1 to 2235 and encodes 744 amino acids. Gene Ontology annotation, biological process: magnesium ion transport. Gene Ontology annotation, cellular component: membrane. The record is from RefSeq and is a predicted model, not a curated record.
AUGGAAGCCGCCGCGGGAGCGGUGCUGUCUACAGCGCACGAGCUCUACACCCGAGCCAACGACACCUCUACCGACACAUCCAAGGACGAGCGCCCGCCCGUAUACAAAGUAAUAGGUAUCUGCCUGGCUAUUGGCUCUGGCCUGUUUAUCGGAACGUCGUUCGUGCUCAAGAAGGUCGGACUGCUCAAGGCCAAUGAGAAGUACCAGGAAGAAGCCGGCGAGGGAUAUGGCUAUCUCAAGAACGCCUUCUGGUGGUCAGGAAUGACCCUUAUGAUUUUGGGCGAGGUUCUCAACUUCGUCGCAUACGCAUUCACAGAUGCCAUCCUCGUCACGCCAAUGGGAGCCCUGUCCGUUGUUAUCACCAGCAUUCUCUCGGCCAUAUUCCUCAAGGAAAGGUUGAGCAUGGUCGGCAAGGUCGCUUGCUUCCUGUGCAUUGUGGGCUCCGUCGUCAUCGUCAUGAAUGCGCCCGAGGAGUCUUCGGUCGCGGACAUCCAGGAGAUGCAGAAAUUCGUCAUCGCGCCCGGCUUCCUUAGUUACGCUGGCGUCAUUAUCGUUGGCUCCGCCAUUGUCGCCUAUUUUGUUGGGCCCAAGUAUGGAAAGAAGAACAUGAUGGUGUACAUCUCCAUUUGCAGCUGGGUUGGAGGCCUAAGUGUCGUGGCGACCCAGGGCCUGGGCGCUGCGAUUGUCGCGCAGAUUGGCGGGAAACAACAAUUCAACCAGUGGUUCAUCUACGUUUUGUUGGUGUUCGUCAUUGGAACGCUCCUGACGGAGAUCAUCUUCUUGAACGCAACAUUAAACAUCUUCAAUGCCGCAAUGGUCACACCAACCUAUUACGUUUACUUCACCAGCACCACCAUCAUCACAUCUGCCGUGCUAUUUCAGGGCUUUAAAGGGACCGCUUCCUCGAUUGUGACCGUUGUCAUGGGUUUUCUCACUAUCUGCUCCGGGGUGGUCCUGCUACAGCUGUCAAAAUCCGCCAAAGAUGUGCCCGACGCCGCAGUUUUCAGUGGUGAUCUUAACCAGGUCCGUACAAUUGCUGAACAGGAGCAGGCUGAGUCGGAGCCCAAGGCAGACGCUAUUCGAGGCGCCGCUGCUCUGGUGCGCCGCUUCUCCACAACACGUGAGAAGAUGGAGAUAGAAGAGUUGAAGCGAAUUCGUGCCGAGAAGGAGCAGGAGCGGCUCGAGGCGGUCAGCGAGGACGGACAGCCGCAAUUCGAAUGGGACGGUUUGCGGAGGCGCAGAACAACGCUCGGAAGUCAACAUAGUAGGCAGAUAACGACGCCGCAGAACUUCCCCAUGACACCGAAUACCGGAAGCUCACACCCCCCACUUGGCAUGUCGCACUUUCCAACCGACCAAGAACUCGCCGAGCAAGAUAGACCGUUUAGUGCAGGCCUUUCUAGUAUCAUGGGUACGAUCCGGUCGCGCGCUACGAGUGUGUUGCCAGGACAUCCGGAGUUCAGACAGUCUUCACUGGGGAGCGACUCGUCGAACGCCCUGAACAUUUCUGCCAAUAAGAUCCAAAGCCCCAUGCACCCUGUGCAGCUGACCGAAAUUUCUGUGGCCCACGGCGGCGCUUAUGGGGUGCCCGCUGGCGUUAAGACCGACUACGACCCGGGAUCACACGGCUCUUCCGACAGCAUCGGUGCCCCUGGGAGACACAUCCAGUUCGGCGGCGAGACCAGGCACACACCAGACAACGCGAGCCUUGCGCCCCCCACGCCACCGCCGCAUGGUCAGCAGCACUCAGCCAGAAGACAAUUUUCCUUCCAGAACGUCUUUAAGCGAAACCGCGACCACGGAAACGACGGGGCAGAAGAGAGGCCUACAAGUUCUAAAUCCACGAGCAGGCCAAUAUCCAGCAGGGGAUACAGUGCCCCGCACGCAAAGACCGCGACUGAAGAGGAACGUUUAGGUCUCGUAAAGGGCGACAGUAACGACCGAGGGCCUGGUUACUCAUCAACUCCGGCGUUGCCCUUGUACGAGGAGGAUGACUUCGAGGGGUCCGACGAGUAUCCGUACGAUGACGACGCAUUGUACAGUGACGAUAAAAUGACGCGCUAUGGACGUGGUAUCACAGACAGUCCGCCGAGGGGAAGAUCCGGUAGCGGCGACUCAAGUGAGAAGGGGAGCGAGCCUCAGAGAAGCAGAUGGAACGAGGGCCGUGGCAGGGACCAAACGCCACCAACACCGCCGCCCAAGCCACCGGCACACGGAGGUGGUGCAUAUAUAUGA